This is a messenger RNA of Tuber melanosporum (Perigord truffle), 1191 nucleotides long. RefSeq lists its product as uncharacterized. The record is from RefSeq and is a predicted model, not a curated record. Bases 1 to 1113 code for a protein of 370 amino acids. The transcript has a single exon. NCBI's taxonomy places the organism in Eukaryota, Fungi, Ascomycota, Pezizomycetes, Pezizales, Tuberaceae.
AUGCCCCUCCACCUCCUCCACCAUAAGUCCUAUCAUGUGUACUCCGCCGAGAACAUUGCUCGUGUGCGCCGCGACGAGGUGGAUGCCGCGGCUCGCGAGGCAGCGGAGGAUGCGCGAAUGCAAGCUGCCGACGCGGAAGCUCGGAUGAAGCUAUUACGAGAGCGAGCCAGGGAGGGGGGUUCCGCGGUGGCAGCGGAGAGGGGGCCGGAACGCGGGGCCCUGGAGCAGACCGCCCGUCAUAUUGAAACUCAGGAUCACCGGCCUCGCCAACCCUUAGAGGGUGGAAUCUUGGGCGCGGACGGACACAUCAACCUCUUCCCGGCCCCUACGGCCCCACAAGGCGGGAACCCGGAAAGGGAGAGGGAGAAGAGGGAAGAGAAGGAGCGGGCGGAGGGGGCAAUGGGAAAGGCUGUUGGUGAGAGACGACCUUGGUAUUCUACUGUUGACCUUGUGUCUGGACGGCAGAGGGAGAAGGAGAAGGAUGGGAGGAAGUCAGAGUGGGAAGGGAAGAGGGAUGAUAGGAGGAAGGAGGCGGGGGAUCCGCUGGGGGUCAUAAGGAGGGGGGUUAGGGAGGUGAAGGAGGCGCGCCGGGAUAGGGAGGAGUGGAAGAGAAGGAGGGAGAGAGAGGUAGGUGGGGCCGAAGCUAGGGGCUGGCAAGAUGGGCGGGAUGAAAAGGCCGAGAGGAUUGAGCGAGCUGAUAGGGGUGGGAGAGAUAGCGGUAGAAAGAGAAGGAGAAGGAGCUUUAGUCGAAGCGGAGGUGGCAGUCCAAAUCGACAUGACAGAAGCCACAAGCGACACUCCCACUCCCACUCUCGCUCAGUUUCCCACUCCCAGAGCCGCAGACACAGACACCAUCGAGAUGACCCAGGUCGUCACAGCCAUCACCACCAUUCUCGCUCCCACCAUCGCGGGUCAGGAUCAGACUCAGGAUCAAGAUCCAUAUCCCCAAACCCAACUCUAGAAUCCCUCCGCAAAGAAAAAUUGCAGCGCGAAUCCGCCGAACGCCAAAAAGCUUCCUUGUUACUGGCAAAAGCCCAAGCGGACUCCGAGCCGGGCUGGAAACCAGUCCCUGGCGGUCGGUAUUCUAGUCAAUUCGGGAACCGGCCGGGAUAAUACAAGUAGCUUGAGCUAGUCGUACGGUAGAUAAAGGCUAGUAAAUAAUUAAACAAGAAAACUAGUUUUUAGGGAAUA